Molecule: messenger RNA, 2759 nt
Organism: Amphiprion ocellaris (clown anemonefish)
Lineage: Eukaryota; Metazoa; Chordata; Actinopteri; Pomacentridae
Gene: pmm1
Product: phosphomannomutase 1
Exons: 8
Coding region: 282-1067 (261 amino acids)
Biological process (GO): mannose metabolic process; GDP-mannose biosynthetic process; protein N-linked glycosylation
Cellular component (GO): cytosol
Molecular function (GO): phosphomannomutase activity
Source: RefSeq, a predicted model, not a curated record
GAAAGACGCCCGACACGUACGGCCCGCUGUCUGCUGGAGGGAGCCGGAGAGUGUCAGGCGAGCCGGGCUGGGCCGAACCGAGCCGGGACGGCAGGCACUGUGGAGCGAAUGGAAGGAGAGAAGAAGCAACUCAGUUAAAACCUCGAAGUGUUAUUUUAUUUUUAUUUUUUUUCCACACAAAUCAGCUGGCGGUUUAUUUUCACAUGUGGGUGUGAUUUUUUUUCCCCAUAUGUUUGCACGAGACUAACCAAAUCUCUAAAUAAGAAGCGUUAGAGGAAGAAAUGGAGAAUUCAAACGGCUUCUCGUCGGACAGGAACGUCCUCUGCCUGUUUGACGUGGACGGCACCCUGACACCCCCCAGAGAGAAAAUCGACCCCCAGCUGGAUGAGUUCUUCCAGACUCUGCGGAGGAAAGUGAAGAUCGGCAUCGUGGGAGGAUCAGACUACUCCAAGAUAGCAGAGCAGCUCGGGGAGGGGGAUGAUGUGAUACACAAGUUCGACUAUGUGUUUGCUGAGAAUGGAACAGUGCAGUACAAAGAUGGGAAACUGCUCUCAAAACAUGCCAUUCAGAACCAGAUCGGAGAGGAGCUGCUGCAGGACCUGAUCAACUUCUGCCUCAGCUACAUGGGGCUCAUCAAGCUGCCGAAGAAAAGGGGGACAUUCAUUGAGUUCAGGAAUGGAAUGCUGAACAUUUCCCCCAUUGGUCGGAGCUGCACCCUGGAGGAACGAAUCGAAUUUUCUGAAAUCGACAAGAGAGAGAAGAUCAGGGAGAAGUUUGUUGCGGCCCUGAAACAGGAGUUUGCUGGAAAGGGGCUACGGUUCACUAAAGGUGGUCUCAUCAGCUUUGACAUUUUUCCAGAGGGCUGGGACAAGAGACUGUGUUUAGAGCUGCUGGACAGGGAAGGCCUGGACGCCAUCUACUUCUUCGGCAAUGAGACCUCAGAUGGAGGAAACGACUUUGAAAUUUUCAACGAUCCACGGACCAUCGGUUUCACAGUUUACUCUCCGGACGACACAGCCAGGCUCUGUCGGGAAAUUUUCUUCGAUGCUUCACCGCACGAGUCCUGAUGUCCUGAACUGCCCCCGUCCUUCACCCAGAUGCCCCUCUGAACUGGAGUUUUGGAUGUCUGCUGAUCUGACAGCCAGCAUCUUGAGCCCAAGCUAUUUAUGAACUGCUGAAAAAUACCACUACUGAUGUUAUUAAUAAUGUUGUUAAAUGUAAAUGGACAGCAGCGGUGAGAUUUACCGACAUUAUAGUUGAGUAAAUCGCACAGCUUUUAAAAAAAAAAAAGGGACUGAGGAAGAGUUAGAUGAUGUUGUGUGUUGAACUUUGAAGUACUGUGCCAGAAGAUGUGUUUGACUGUGGAGUCACCGCACUGAGAUAUGUAGCAUGUAACCCGAAAUUAAUCAAAAAGCUUCAAGAGAUUAUAAAACAUUCUGCAAUGUGGAAAGUUGAUACUCCAAAUUGCUUAGAGUAAAGAAUGUUUUGCACUAAUUUUGCAGAAUUUGAUGCUAAUAGUUCACACUGCUGAAAGGGUUGGGAGAGACUGACUUUGCUUGUUGUGUUCUGAGUCCAUUUCAAACAAUGAGAUGUGAAUAAACUGAAGAUAAGAGCCUUCCUUCCUCUCGGGUUGAGGACACAGGAAUCAUUCCGGGUGUUUUGACGUUUUAUGUGAUUUGUUGGUUGUUUACUGUGAUCCCCUGAAUGUCAAGGGUCUGUUUUAGCUUCACAAAGCUGCUGAAGGAUAAAGGAACUUGCUGGUGUUUCUUGUUUUGCGUCUUGAGGUUCUUAAAAUGAAUCGAAGUGAAGAUGUUGGAGAUAUAUAUUUAAAAUUGAGCAUGACUGAUUCAGUGAAUUCAUCUCACUCCACAGAUUUUGUGAGUCAGUACGGCAACUGUCUAUGUAGAAUAUUUUUACAAGUUGUAUCAUGCCCUGCACCCUGUAUACUGGGUAAAUAAAUGUAUUGGUUCUUAUUGCUUGACACCUUGAAGCAACAGCUGCUUCACAGGUUUUUAACCCUCCUGUUGUCCUCAUGUAUGGGCACCAAAAAAUAUUGGAAAAUUUGCAAACGUUCAGGAAGAAAAUUCCAGUAAUUCCUUAAAAGUUUUCCUUAAAAGUUUUAUUUAAAAAAAAAAAAAAAAUCCCCCAAAUUUGGCAAGAAAAUUCUUGUAAAUAUUUUCAAAAAAUUUGUAAAAAUCUUCCAAAAAAUACCCUAAAAAUAUCUAAAGUGAUUACAUAUAUAUCAGUAAAACUUCUAAUAUUUUCUUUAAGAGCAUUCACACAAAAAAUCAACCAAAAUAAAGUGAAUUUUGCUGGAUUUUGGUUGAUUUUUAUGUGAAUGUUCUUAAGAAACAUUUUUAACAUUUCUUUUUUUUCCACCAAAAAAUGUUCAAAGAUUUCCCAAAAAUGUUGAAAAUGUGGACAUCAGAAGCUUCACUGUAAAAAUAUUUUUUUUCCCCACAUUUUCAAACUUUAAAACGGGUCAAUUUUGACCCGCAGGACAACGUGAGGGUUAAAAGGUAUAACGAUGUGAGAACAGCCAGAUAUUGUCUCCGUGAUGGAUCAUUAUUGUGAAUAUGUUGAAAAGUCAUAUUUUUGAGUGUAAACGCUCUGUCAACUUGAAAGGCUACAUGGUUCAUAUGGACUUCUAAUGUGUCCCUGAUGCUAACUUUAAGGUUGUAUUUCAGCCACUUACUGAUAAAAAUUAAUUAUGUAUAUUCAUUAAGUCUUCAAUGUAAUAAAUUUUGAUAUCAUUUAAA